AAAAGCAAAAAACAUUGGAUGAUAAUCAUCAUCAUCAUCAUCAUCCAAUGAAUGAUAAUGAAUAAGAAACCGUUACAAGUGAAAACCAAGAGACUUAAAUUGUGAUGAUUAGUUUUUCUGUUUUGUUUUUACAAUUAAAAGGGGAAGAAGUGAACAACUUUACUCUCAAUUUUUGUAUAUUGGAUUGACAACAAUCAACUAAUCAAUUGAUAAUCUAAUAUUUUGAUGAUCGUGUUAAUUUGAUUGUGGUGUCAAAAGUUAAUCAACUGUUUCUCUCCUGAUGGUUAAAUGAUUAAGGUACAAUAAGGAAACGUUAAUAAUCUGAAGCUGUGGUGUGAUAAUCAAUCAUUAGUCUACAUUAAUUGGUGAUCAAUUAAUCAACCCAAUCGCCAUAACCAUUAUCAUAAGUUUCGUAUUGGUAAAUUAUCAACAUCGCAUCCUCAUCACACCGAAACAAUCAUGAUUAAUUGUAACAAUCAAACUAAUAACAAUACCAAUAGGAAUCAAGUUCAUGGCCGAUUAACGGAUCACAUUAAAAGCCUGUUAACUCACCGAUAUCUUGUUAUAUUAGCAUCUUUUUUAACCAAUGGGAUUAUCUUUGGGGUGAUUAAUUCAUUUGGUGUUCUUUAUGUUUAUCUUCAUAAAAGUUUUGAAGGUGAAACCAAAGAUGCUGCUUUACAAACAUCUUUGGUUGGAUCCAUUUUGAUAGGAACCACUUUUGCAUGUUCGGCAUUAUCGUCCAUUAUCACGGAUAAAUGCGGAAUCCGAGCGACCUCAUUCAUCGGCGGUCUUAUUGCCGCCGUCGGGAUGUUUGCCUCGUCCUUUUCCACUUCCAUCUAUCAACUGUAUCUAACUUAUGGUGUCCUUGUUGGAUUCGGGGUCUCCCUUUGCUAUGCACCUUCACUGGUUAUUCUAGGUCACUAUUUUACCGAAAAUCUUGGCCUGGUCAAUGGAAUUGUCACCGCAGGUUCCUCAGUGUUCACCAUGAUUCUACCUAUUUGUCUACAACAGCUUCUCAAUAGAUUCUCAUUAUAUUUUGCUCUUCGUUUGCUUAGUCUUCUAAUCUCUGUAUUGAUGAUUUGUGCUCUCACCUUUAAAGAGAAACAUGAAUACAUCAAUUCUUCAAAUAAUAGAUACAAAAUUAAUAAUUCUAAUAUGAAUAAUUCUGCUUAUGAUUCGGAACAAUAUCCAAUCACCACCAAUAAUCAUCAUCAUCAUAAUAAUAAUAAUCUCACUUCUCAUCAUUCAACAUCUUCCUCAUCAUCUAAUCAUCAUUCAUAUUCACAAGUAACAACAACUUGUUCAGAUUCAUCUUCAUCUUAUACUAAUAAUAAGAAUAAUAAUAAGAAUAAUCGUCAACGAAAUUUGAUUAACUAUACAAUUUGGAAGAAUCCAUUGUACUUACUCUGGGUUAUCUCAGUUCCAACGGCACUUUUUGGUUACUUUGUCCCUCAUUUUCAUUUGGUGAAACACGCUUCCGACAUUCUACCAGGAUCAAAUAAUGAACUUCUUGUUACCUGUAUUGGUGCAACUUCCGGAAUCGGUCGAUUGGUUUUCGGACAAAUCUCUGAUAUACAAUCAGUUAAUCCGAUUGUACUUCAACAAAUUGCUCUUCUAGCCUUGGGCGCAUCGACGAUGCUAUUCACGGUUGCCAAAAGUUACGUUCUUUUACUCAUUCUUUGUGCCAUUUUUGGCCUUUUCGAUGGUUGUUUUGUCUCCCUAAUGGGUCCAGUCGCUUAUUAUCUGGUAGGUAAAGAAGGAGCAUCACAAGCAAUCGGAUUCGUCCUUGGUCUCAGUUCGAUACCUUUCAUGGUUGGUCCUCCAUUGGCAGGUUACUUGUAUGAUUUAAAUGGUGAUUACUUUUAUGCUUUCUUAAUUGCUGGUUUACCUCCAUUCAUUGGAGCCUUAAUUAUGAUUCCAAUAAUUGUUAUUCAACGAAAUCGAUCAUCACAAUUAAAUCAAUCACUAAUUGUCAAUCCAAGUAAUCAAAGCAGAAAUCUAAUGGACCAACAAUCAGUGGCCAAUGGUGAUUGUUCAAAAUCAAUUCAAGUUGAUCAACUAACCGAAAGCUUAAUUGGUGAUAAUUUAAAAUCACAAUCACAAUCAACUAAUCAUUCUCACAAUAAUCACCAUCAUCACCUUAAUCAUCAUCAUCUUAAUCACAAUCAAAAUAAUUCUCACUCAUCUUCAUCUCACCUUUCAGAUCAUCUUCUUAAUCAAUCACUUAAUUUUAAUUAUAACAAAUCAAUUCAAUCACCAAAUCAAUGGAUUAACAAUGAGAUUGCUGAUGAUUUAACUAAUAAUUUAACUAAUUGUCCUGAGAGUGUUUCACUUCUCGCUAAAUCAACUAAUCAACCGACUGUGAUUACGAGUGAAAAUAAUGAUAAUUGUUAAGCAACAAAUCAAUGAUUUAAUCAUAAUUAAAGUAAAUUCAAUUGUGUUUAAAGAAGCAAGAAAACAAAAUUAUAAAUUUGUUGAUUAAGAGUAAAUUGUUAAGUUAAUUAUUAACUAUUAUAUCCUAAUUGUGCCGCAAUUAUGGUGACAAUCAUCAAGAGAAACAAUAAAUUAAUUGUACGGCUUAAUUGUUAAAACAAUUAAAUAGAUUGUUAGAUUUUUAAUUCAAUUGCUUUUCAAACAAAACUUUUUCAUUUCCCAUCAACCUCAUCAAUCAAUUACAAUUACUCUUAAUCAGCUUAAUCAGUCUUCUUGAUUGUAACAAUUUAACCACCAUCAAAUCCUAAAUUAUUACAAUCCUUUUGUGCCCUUCAAAACUAACACAAUUAACUAAAUCACAAUCAACCUUUUUUUUCAUGCUGCUUCUAAUCAAAAUUUUCAAUCAUUUUCAUUUAUAAUUAUUAUUUAACUAAUUGUAAUUUGUUUAAGAAAUUCAAUGAUUCAAUUAUUGGGAUUAUUUUUUUUGAUAGUAAAACAAUUAAACAAAAUAAAUAAAAUA
This is a messenger RNA of Panonychus citri (citrus red mite), 2953 nucleotides long. Its product is annotated as monocarboxylate transporter 10-like. Bases 460 to 2394 code for a protein of 644 amino acids. Lineage: Eukaryota; Metazoa; Arthropoda; Arachnida; Trombidiformes; Tetranychidae. Gene Ontology annotation, biological process: transmembrane transport. The record is from RefSeq and is a predicted model, not a curated record. The transcript is spliced from 4 exons. Gene Ontology annotation, molecular function: monocarboxylic acid transmembrane transporter activity.